AUGCCAAUCUAGAGAAGUUUUCUUCAGGAAUUUGACUCAAAAUAGUUCAGCGAAUUCUCUCUUAGUCUUAAAAAAAUAUAAAAAAUAUUAUUUAAAAUUAGAAAUUAAUAAAUUUAGCAAGACAAGCAAGCAAACUCAACUGUGCAAAACACUAAAUUCCUCAAGAUCUCUCUAACAUAAAAAUAAAUAACAUGA
Messenger RNA from Tetrahymena thermophila SB210, 195 nucleotides. RefSeq lists its product as hypothetical. The record is from RefSeq and is a predicted model, not a curated record. The transcript has a single exon. Lineage: Eukaryota; Ciliophora; Oligohymenophorea; Hymenostomatida; Tetrahymenidae.